Molecule: messenger RNA, 879 nt
Organism: Lachancea nothofagi CBS 11611
Lineage: Eukaryota; Fungi; Ascomycota; Saccharomycetes; Saccharomycetales; Saccharomycetaceae
Source: the annotation of a GenBank genome assembly
AUGCUGGUAGAUCUGAACGUUCCAUGGCCACAGAACAGCUUCGCUGAAUCCGUAAGUGAAUCCCAAAUCAUUACAUUGAGAUCUACGCUGGAGACAUUGCAUACUUUAGGAUAUACCCAUGUGGCCCUAAACUUUACAGUAAACCACACUGAAAAAUUCCCGACAUCGCACAAAGAGCUGAACCCGAUAAGAAUAGAGGAGUAUUUUGGUGACUUAAUGAAAACCACAGGCUUGAAACUCUAUUCUCGGAUAACCUUGGUGAUUGAAGAUCCAUCGAAAGGUCAAUCACUAUCUAAAGUUUCGCAAGCGUUUGAUAUCGUCGCUGCUUUGCCCGUCAGUGAAAAGGCUUUGACGCUGAUCACUUCCUCGCUGGAUGUCGAUUUGUUGACUUUUCAAUACAGACAGCGUCUCCCUGCUUUUUUGAAACAUAAAAGCAUAUGCAGUUGCGUGGCGCGGGGAGUCAAGCUCGAAGUGGUAUAUUCUUAUGCUCUUCGAGAUAUGCAGACUAGACGGCAAUUCAUUCAAAAUGUAAAAAGUGUCAUCAGAAGCUCACGCUCGCGAGGAAUAGUCAUAAGUAGUGGCGCUACGAAGCCAUUGGAAUGUCGAAAUGUUCUAGGAGUUACAAGUCUCAUCAAGUACCUCGGGCUUGACAGUGACAAAUGCAUGAAAGCCAUGAUAGAUCUGCCCGCGCUUGUCCUUUUGAAUGGAAGGCUGCGCACAAAGAGCCACAAGCAAACGAUUGUCAUCGGAGGGGGUUCCGAUACCGACAUCGUCCAAGAGACUGAAAGCAUAGACCGCGGAAAACUCAUCAAAGUGGUGAAACGCAAGACCUCAAUUCCACCGGAUGAAGAGCUAGCCAGUAAAAAAGCUCGAGUUUAG